CGUCUGGAGCAGUUUGUUUGUAAAUGAUGUUUGUUGUCUGACACGCGACGCGACGCGCGUCAUGUACGCGUACACGCCCACACGCACAGCACAGAUCCUGUGGCAUAAGGUUCGCUUUGUUCUCUUGACCUCUUCUCAUUCCUCUCGACUUUAACCACCACGACUAUUCACCAUGCCCUCUGUUGAUGCCCCUACUGCUAACAACUCUUCGAACCCCUCUCAGCUCGAAGCGAUCAUCUCGACAUUCACUUCGCUGACCGACCCACUUGCCAUCAACGACGCCCUCCUUGUCUUAAACCAUGCCCUACAAGGAACGAACUCUGCCGAGGUCACACAACGGAUUCUGGAAUCCAUUCCUUUGGCCCACUUUUUCCAGCUCUUACAAACAGAUCAUGGUGACGAAACCGAAUUCAUGAUCGACCGGACUUGCAACGUAUUAGAGUCGCUUCUUUCGCAGCAGCCAUACUCCACAAUUGUUCAGGAUCCACUCAUGUCCGGGGCGCUCCUACAAGCACUGAGCUCGCCUUCUCCUAAAGUGCAUAUCCUGGGAUUAUCUCAGGUUGAUAAGGUCGCCAAGGAGGAUCUUUCUGUUCUACGAUCGAUCCUGACAUCGGAUGUCUUUAAAGCAUCGGUGGAGGGCAUUGCCUCAGACAACAUCUCAAUUGCUGAACGAUCGAAACAGACGCUACUGAAGAUCUGCAAUGACCAGGAGCGGCUCGAGGAAGUUAUCAAGUCUGACGCAUCACUGUCUAUGAUUCGAGAUCUUGUCCAUUCCAGAAGUUCGCUCGUACAGCUACGGAUGAUUGAGGCAUUGACGGAAUUGGCGGGGCGGUCACACGAGUCAUUGGCUGUUCUGGAAGCCGCUGGUCUGCUGGACGCACUCAAGACUGGACUCAGUGCAACAGAUAUUUUGACCCGAUUCAAUAUCAUUGAGAUCCUAUCUGAGCUUGGUGCGACAACAGCAGGCAGCGAGUUCUUGGAUUCUUCAGGCAUCUUGACUCGGAUAGCGGCUGUGGUGCAAGAUGAAACCAAUGAGGAUCACCUGGGCAUGAAUGCGAUUGCCAAACUGUAUGGCAAACUGGGUGCGUCCGACAAGGUCGAUUUCGUAACUCUGGAUAUGAGGUAUCAGAUCCUAUCGCAGCUCGAACGGCUCAUGAUUGGCGAUGAUGACUUUGAACCCGAUGAGACCUUGAAGAUCGAAGCAAUGGCUUCUAUGGGACUAAUCGGCGGCAAUGUUCAGAAUGUAGAGUGGUUCUCUCAGAGCCAUUGCGCUGAAGCGUUUAUUGAUCGACUCAGCCUGCUACCCAGAGACUCCAAGGUGGCAUGGUAUCACUCCUUUGCCCAGAUCUUGGCUUGCAGCCCCGAUCCUUCUCCUGAGACUGAAAGGAUCGUUGCGGGAUUAUACGAUAAGAUGGAUGGACCAGGACAGAGUCCGUUCAUCUUGCGCCUACUCGUUUCCGCAAAGUCUCAAACAGUCGAGCUGUCGCUGGCCGCAUUGUCGGCGAUGAUAGUUCUGGCGCGCUACCCUUUUGCAGUACAGAAAAUGGGCUUGCAACGGGACUUCAUCACGUUUCUCUGGGAACGAAAUGCUGGGCUAUCACACUCUCAAAAGGUGGCCAAACACCAGGUGAUCGAGGCAAUGCUCAAGACCUUCCAUGAAGUGAAGAACACCUCCAACAUUGAACUUUUGACGAUGGAGCAGGCCACUCGUCUGGACUUGAUUCGUCGCCAGGGUCCUUUCUAUCAGCGUGCCACAGCAACUGUCGCCAUCCAGGACAUGGCCGCUUAGGCAUUCAGGCGAAACAAAAUAAGAGGACAAUAAAGAUACUCUUUUUUCAAAUAAAAA
Messenger RNA from Gamsiella multidivaricata, 1846 nucleotides. Its product is annotated as 26S proteasome non-ATPase regulatory subunit 5. The record is from RefSeq and is a predicted model, not a curated record. Bases 173 to 1789 code for a protein of 538 amino acids. Gene Ontology annotation, cellular component: cytosol. The transcript is spliced from 10 exons. Lineage: Eukaryota; Fungi; Mortierellomycota; Mortierellomycetes; Mortierellales; Mortierellaceae. Gene Ontology annotation, biological process: proteasome assembly.